This is a messenger RNA of Ilyonectria robusta, 1662 nucleotides long. Its product is annotated as pyridoxal phosphate-dependent transferase. Gene Ontology annotation, molecular function: pyridoxal phosphate binding; cystathionine gamma-synthase activity. Gene Ontology annotation, biological process: transsulfuration. The transcript has 3 exons. NCBI's taxonomy places the organism in Eukaryota, Fungi, Ascomycota, Sordariomycetes, Hypocreales, Nectriaceae. The record is from RefSeq and is a predicted model, not a curated record. The coding region runs from base 1 to 1662 and encodes 553 amino acids.
AUGCUGUUGGCGAAGUUGGGGAGUCCUCUCCCUCCCGGAGACAAACAUGCCGUGAGCGUGUAUCUUCCAACUUGGCGAGACACAAUGAAUUGGGCCGAGCGAGAUCCAGAAUUAUUGUCUUUGAUGAAAACCGGUUACCCGAGAUUCUUCGUUCCUCUCAUCGUCCGCGAGCUGGCAGAGCGUCUGGUGCAGUGGGCGGCCUCUAAGACCGCAUCCGAGGCGCCUGACAAGGAGUCAACCAAGCUCCUAUCUACACCGGGGCAGCUGGCUCUACUUACAGCUGGCAAAGGACAUGCUGAAUCUUGUCGGAGAUACUUGGAAGCCCAAAGAAAGGGCGCCAUCACUGUCCUCCAUGUCAGAUUCUCCGGGGCCCUGGAGAUACUCGACAAUAAACAAUCGACGAGCUCCCCGCGUCUUCAUGAAGAUAUCUACGCGGUAGUUUACGCCGGAGAACUGGCUGUGGAAGCCAAGGCGUUUUGGCAGCACACAGGAUUCGGAAUUUCCAGUCGAUGCGCUGAGUUUUGGUUAGGGAAUGCCCCGUUCUUACACGCAAGUACGGCAAAUUCGAACGGACUGACCCCAAAACUCCCUCUAAGGGAAGCCGAGGAUGCAAGCGAUGUCCUCCGGAAGAGAAUCGGUGGAUUGAUAUCUACAGAGGUGAACAAAGUAGGCGCAGAUGCUGUCUAUCUGUAUCCAUCUGGCAUGUCUUCGAUCAGUCACUCUGCGACGGCCUUGAGCAAAAUGCGCGGGGGUGAGGCUAAGGCCUGUCGGGUCGCAAUCUUUGGAUUUCUGUACGUCGACACGUUCAAAGCGCUCAGCAAAGUGUACGGCUUCGAUUGCAAGCUCUAUGGCCACGCCACUCCUUCUGAUCUAGAUCAACUCGAGGCCGAUCUGGACGGCGGCCGGCAAAUUGAUGCACUCUACACAGAAUUCCCCGGAAACCCUCUCCUUGGCUCUGUUGAUCUUGAGCGGCUGUACAAGCUAUCCAAGAAGCACGACUUCGUGUUUAUUGUGGAUGACACUGUUGCGACCUCGGUCAACGUCAACCUUCUCUCAUUUUGCGACAUGGUGUGCACCAGCUUAACAAAGCUGUUCAGCGGGAGCUGUAACGUCAUGGGAGGAAGCGCGGUGCUCAACCCACAAUCGGAGAGAUUCGAGCGAUUACGGCACAUCUUUGCUGAGCAACACGUCGAUACAUAUUUCCCCGAGGAUGUGUUGGUUAUGGAGAAGAACAGCACCGACUUUGAGCAACGGGUCGUUGUCGCCAGCCGAAAUGCAGAGCGUGUAGCUCAAAUGCUCCGACGACACCCUGCUGUUUCGCAAGUAUUCUAUCCCAAGGGAAACCCAACUCAGGACAUUUACGACCGGUACAGAAGACCUGGCAAGGGAUACGGCUACUUGCUCUCAAUCAGAUUCGAGCAGCCCGAGGCGGCAAUUGCAUUCCACGAUGCCUUGAACGUCGCAAAGGGGCCGAGUCUGGGAACAAACUUCACCUUAUGUUGCGCCUACACCCUAUUUGCCCACUUCUCGGAGCUUGAGUGGGCAGCACAAUACGGGGUAGUUGAGCAUUUGGUUCGCAUCAGUGUGGGAAUUGAGGAUGAGGCGGAGCUGGACGAUCUCGUGCACCGGGCUCUUCAGGCAGCGGCAGAGAAACAUCAAUAG